GGGGGGAGGAGGGGGCUGACGGGUGUGGAGGAGGGAGGGAGCUUCAUCAGGAGGCGAUGUCGGCAUCGCCGUGACAUCACCCCGCGGCUUAUAUAGUUGGGGAAGGGUCCGGGUGCCCCGUCUGGUGCCUGCAGUCGCUUGCCAGCGCGUGUGCAGAGGGCGCGGAGCGGCGUGGCUCUGUCUGUCGGUCUGUCUCUCUCUCUCUUGCUCUCUCCCUCUCUCUCCGUCUCUCCCCAGGAUUUAUGGACUUCACUUUCUAGAGGGCGGCGCGGCAAGGAUGAGAGCCCAGCUGAUGUGCGUGGUGCUGCUGGCCCUGGCCUCCUGCAGCCUCUGCUCAGAUUCAGAAGAGGAAAUGAAAGCGUUAGAAGCAGAUUUAUUGACCAAUAUGUACACAUCAAAGCACAGACCGCAAUCUCAGAUUAACAGAGCAAAACUUCCUUACUGGAAAAUGACCCUGCUAAAUGUCUGCAAUCUUGUCAACAACAUAAACAACCAAGUGGGGGAUACAGUAGAGGUAGAUGAAGAGGAUCUUGUUUCAGGAAGACAGUUUCCUGCUGCUCUGGAUGGCUUCAGCUUGGAAGCAAUGCUGACAGUAUAUCAACUUCAAAAAGUUUGCCACAGCAGAACCUUUCAGCAUUGGGAGUUACUUCAGCAAGAUGCUUUUGAUCUAGAGAACUCAAGCCAAGACAAGGAAAUAAUGAAAAGAAAAAAUCCCUAUAUUCUGAAACGGCAGCUGCAUGUGAACAAAGCUAGAAGACCAUACAUACUCAAGAGAAGUUCAUAUUACUGAUGCAGCAGAAGAAAACAAUGUAUAUUUAGUUUCUAGGUAACUGUGCAUUAUGGUUAUCUUAUUUAAAUCUAAAAUCAUACGUGUGUGGAAAUAUAUUAUAGAAAAUCAUCAAGUUGAUAACAUAACUGUGUCUUUUUUGCAAUUGCUGUUUUGAUUGUGAUUUUUUUCCUACUUGAGAUUAAUUGGACCAAUACAUUUGCAAAUAAAUCUAGUUUCUAAGCAUGAUGUAUUGUACAAAACGGAGAUUUCAACGUAUUUCCAAUGAUAUUGUAGUCUUUUCUUAUUUUAUAAAGCACACCAACAUAAACGAAGUAAAAUUGAUACUGUCCAUAAACCCCACUGAGAAUCUUACAAUUUCCUAGUGCAACACCUGAAACAUAUAUACACUUGCAAAUUUUUAUAUAAUAUAUUAUUCAGAACUACCACAAUAUUUUAUGUAUUGGCCAGUUUAAUUUUUUAGGGAUUAGGUCGAAGGAAGGAAGCAAACACUAUCAUUUAACUAUUAAACGGCACUUUCAUAAUUCAUGUUUUAAAUAGCCUGCAUGUAAAUAAAUUUUUAUUUUUUGACUCCUAAGUUGCCACUGAAUAUUCAUAGUUUAAGAAAACAACACAUAAAUGAGACUUUAACAAAAUAUGCUAGUGAGAACAAACCCUGCUUUAGAGUCUUAUGUAUCGCUGACUAAACAAUGAAAAGGGUUUAUUAAAUCAGUAAAAGAAUUUAUAGUGUUUACUUAACCAAAAGAAUGCUCAGGAAAAAAGAAAAUAAAAAAAAUAAAAGCUGAUUCAUGCUCCUGUGCUGUCACUGUUAAAGUUAAAAUACUAAACUGGUUAUAUGAGAAACUUGGAAGAGAUAUUUGAAAGUGGAAUUAAAAUUAAAACAUCUUAAACUACUUACAAUUAAAAGGCAUUUCCUUUCCGUCCCUCGCCAUAUUUGUAAUAAAACUAGGCAGUUUCAGGGCUUAAAGACAGUCUUGGAAGCUGAUGGAGAGGGAAGCUUCCAGUAUGGAAGAAAUUGUUUUCAAGCCAUGAGGAAUCAAGUGCCACCUGAAAGACAUUUUCCAACUCUGUGUCUGUGAGAUGUGCGUGAGACUUGGGAUCUCAAUGAUCCAGGUCCCAGUGUUGACGAAAACAGCUUGAAAGAACUGGGAGUCACAACAACAGUGAAAAUAAAGGUCCAAGACCCAUGAAGCCUGGAUGCCCAGACCGGGAGGCAAAAAAAGGUCACAGACAUUGCUUUUGAAAACCUACCUGUUUUCUGUUUGAGGUAUUUCUUCAAAGCAAUGUUGUUCCAACAAAUUGUCGGAAAACAAAACAAAACAAAAAACAAAAAACACUCAGAGAAUUUCCAAAUCCUCUCACAGUCAGAUUUUCUGUCAAUUAUUAUUAAACAUAUACAGGAAUAUGCAUAGAAAAAACAUACCCAUACCAGUGGUUAUACCAACUUUGUUACAUGGCAGGGAUGUUGGGUUUUAUUACAGUAAAAUGUAUUUUAGUAUGCAAAAGUUAAUUAUAUUUCCUUUUCUCAGUGCAAAUGUUAUUAAUGCAUUUAUUUCUUCAAUAGCCACUAAAUGCAUGUGCUCACAGGAUAUAGCUGAGCAUACAGUAAUAACUGUAAUAAUUGUUAUAACUUGUGUACAGCAAAGCACUUAAACACAUUCGGUCUCAAUGUUUUAAAUGCUUAAUGCGCUUAAGGACUUUGCUUAAAUAAGGUUCUGGUAGAUUCAUACCUUUUGGUUUUUUAUGAAACUGUCAUAGAAUUAGACUGGAGACACAAUAUGCUCUCACUGGAGACACAGUAUGCUCUCAAGUGGCUAAGAAACAUCCCUCUUUCCAACAAACCUACUAGCUCCCUAGUCCUAUUAUGGAUGCUUUAAGUUCUAAAUUACUUGUUGGUCUGAAAUAACAAAGCACAACAGAGUUUAUCCCAAAAUUCACUGCUAGCAAUAUACAGGAAAAAAGGAAAGAAACUUCAGAUCAUGAUUUCAUAGGGAAUAUGGAAGAGUAAGACAAACAAAAAUGGGUUGCCAUGAUAUUUUUCUCUUGUGGUGUUCAGUUUAAGAGCAUAAGAGCCAAAAAAAAAAAAAAAAAAAAAAGAGUAAGGUAAUGUGGUUGUCAUCUGAUAGAUAAUAUUAAAAUUUUCAAAAACAAACCCACCCUUCAAUGUUUCAUUUUGGAGGUGAUUUAGAUAUUCAGGGUGAUGGCAGAGGACCUCAAAUGAUGAUGAGUAGCCAUUUCACCCUUAUGUAAUGUUCCACACUGAAGUGAGGUUUAUACUGUGACUGUGUACUUGUUCCUUGCAGUGCAGAGUUAACAGACUAGCCAGACUGACUGGCUGAAAAUGGCUUAAAAUAACCCAUUUCCUUUCAGCACAAUGUGAAUCCACACAGGGUCAGCUACUGUGUGUCACUGGAGGAGGCAGCUUGUUCAGUUUUCUCCAGCUUCUGAUGGAGGUGUUCAGGAAGCUGCCAAAGAAUGUUAUCCAAAGCGAAAGACUGUCCUAACUAGAGGAGGAAACAAUAUCCAUAACUGUAACAUGGUCAGUAAAGAUGCAAAAGCCAAUCCUGGCAUUUCAGCUGGUUGGUCCUUGGUGAAAAGAAAGCGUAGAAGCAUUAAAAUGUUAGAAAACACACUUAAACUAUAUGAUUAAAGCAGGUAUGCAGACCUGUUAAGGGAUAUUUUGAUGUCUGGGGGACCCUUAUUUUCUAGAAAUCCCUUCUCAUUUCUAGCUGUGUUUACCUCCUGAUGACCUCGCUGCUGUGGAAUUGCAGCCUUUCUUUAAUCCUCCUUUUUGGAUAACAGCAGGAAAAAAAAUAAACAAACUCAAAACCCCCCAAAAAACCCCAACCCCAAACAAACAAAAAAUGAUGGGCUUAUGCAUAUUUGUCUCUAUUUCACACAUUCUUUCAGUGGGAUCCUCAGGGUACCUGCCUUGGCCCUAGCUGUGCAUUGCCUUCAAAAUUAAUGCUGUAUUUGUAGCAGCAAUGGGUGCUGAACAAACUUCAAGCCAGAGUAGGCUCUUACAGUAUGUAAAGAUUUCUAAAUUCAGACAGCGCUUUUAUUUUCUUUUUCAUUUUCUUUUUUUCUGAAAGUCAUAGGUACCUUAAAUUUAAAAUGUUGUUUUGAAGACCAUUAACUCAGAUUGCUACCUUGGCUUAAAGAACUGCUUCUUGAUAUGAACAAUUUUGUUUUAUAAAGGCAAUUACUAAGACACUUUCUGUCUCUGCAGAGGAGUACAUUUUUCCUACCUAUUCCAUUGCUGAUGUUUCUACAAAGUUCAUAGCUGAAUAAUUAUACCAAUUAUUCAGAAACUUCAUACUUCAUUAUUUCUCGUACUCCUAAAAUAUUGGAUAUUGUCAUACAGAGCAAUUGCAGAAACUUCUCAGUUAUUUCUAAUGUAGAAUUAAAUGUAACUGAGAUUUAAUUUGAUUUUAUAUAUUUUUAAUAGCUAUCAUUCACAAUAUUAACAAUGCCCUAUACAAGUAAAUCCUAGAGAAAUUAAUAAUUAGAUAAUUUCUGAUGCAUAUAUUUCUUAGUUUUUCAUUAAAAGAAACAUAAAAUAAUAGUUACUGUUCUCAAGGUUAAUUGUGGUGAUAAAAUAAGUCUUCAGAUUUCUUGAGUCUUGCUUGUGGUGUAUUACAGAAUUUGCUGUUUUCUGUCUUUUAUGAGUCGAAACUUUGUUCUGUGUUUUAGGUAGGUGUUUAAUGGCUUUGGUGUGAACAGAGUGCAUGAAAUGUGAAUUUUGUAGAUUAAAAAAGGUUUAAUUUUGUGAAGUAUGAUUGUGGCUGUGCCUCAUACACUACUCCUAACUAACACACAAUGGAGACAUGACAAUUUGGUCUUAAUCUUUAUGCCUCUUCUCCAAGAUUAGUUAUCGGUUUGCACUAUGCAACAUCAAAUUGAAGGUGCAAGCCACCACUAUAAUACUUGAGUGCAGGAGGGCAGAAAGAGGAGCAGGUUCUUCUGAAAUUCCCCAAGGUUCUAGACUGAUCAUUGAAGUUUUCCACAUCUAAAAUACUGCACUGGCUGAAGGCAGUCAUAAAACAAGAGUUGCAGAGAACCUGAGAAAUAAAGUAUACUGACUUCUGUGACAUAACUGUGGAGUCAGAACUUGUACCUUGCUGUCCAGGAAGCAAAGGAAGUAGGGGGAGGGGUUGAUCUCCACAAGGAACCUGGGGAAUGAGAUUUUCAUUGCGAUCAAAUUCAAACACUCAAAAGUCAUGAAUAAGGCUAAGAAAACCUGCAAAUAAAUAAAUAGUAAAUAGAUAAAUAAACAAAUCAAUCUCCCUGACAUCUAAAUAAAGUAAUAAAUAGACAUAAAAUUAUUUUUAUUUACUGGAAGGCCAGGGAACAUCUGAAUCACAUUUUUAAGUUUUGUUGACAAGAGGAGCUAAACCAUAUUUGCUUUUAUACAUUGCUACUGAAAAUUGACAUUCUCAUCCAAUCUCUUGAAUCCAGCAGGUGUCAGAUUAAGGCACACAAAAACACAAUGUGGAUUAUCUCAUUUUAAAACUAGUCAGAUCCAGCAUUCUUGGAUAGGUCUCACAGACCCGAUGAUCAGACAGUGGAUUAGAAAGAGCUUUGUGGCACUUCAUUAGCAGGCAAGCGUUGGCUGGCUGAAGGACUCCUCUGAGGGGGUAAUAUGGUGAAUGGCAUCCUGGGAGCCACCCAAGAACUUUUGGAGGAGUGUCAGCUAUUAAGAAACUUAAAGCCUUCAGAAGCUGUUAGUUGCCCAACUAAGAUUUGCUUUUCCCAAGUAGAUGGGAGUGUACAGCUGUUGUCUCAGGAGACUCUUCACAUCUCAUACAGAAGGAAAAGAUGGGACUAUACAUAACUGGACUUGAAUUAGCAAGGAAUAGUAUUUGUUUGAGCUCCCAGUGGGCCAAGUACCAAUCUGUUUUGUCACAAAAGAUACAGUGCAGUUUUAGUCUGGAACAAUUUUCUGUUUUACUCUUGAAGUUCAGUUGUAGGAAUGUUUUGCAGUAUAAGUUUCUGUUCUGUGUACAUAAGGGGCUUCCCAGAUAGUCUAUACAUUGCUUUCAUAAAUGACUGCCAGCAGCCUGAGAACCUCAGUCCAGAUGUAGUGUCUAAGCUGCCUAACAGAAUGUGAACAGUAUGUGAAUGAAAAACUGCUGGGUUUCUACGUCAGUGAAUAUGAUCUUGAGGAUAGACUGGAAAUAUUCUAAAAGACAAUCUUGGCAUCAUUAUUGCAACUUUUCAGAUUCAUUAUUUAAAAAUCCAAGCUGCAGAACAGAUUUUUGUAAUCCAAUAUUUUUGAAUUUAAGAUUCCUCCCUCCUCCCCCACCAACAUUUAGCUCAAGGUCUAAAAUUAAUGUGUACACCAGAAAAAAACCCAAAAAACAUAACAAAACAGGAGAACAAGUAUGUGCAUUGUUUUCUUAAAGAAAGUUGUCACAGAGCAAUACAACUUCAGAAUCAUUUUGUCUGGAAUAAAUGGUGUGGUUCAUCCAUUAUUAUUUUUUUUAAACCAUAUUGUUUCUAUGCAUUUAAAAACAACUGUUCCUAGAAUCUAAUAUUGCAAAGACUUUUGUUAAGAUGUAAAAAAUGAGUUUAGUUGAUUUAAUGUAUAAUUCCUAUGCUUAAAAAAAAUCCUCCUAAAAAAAAGGAGUAAAGAUUUCCUCUCUUAUAGAAGGUAUAAAGAAGGUCUUAGAAAUAGUUUACUUACUAGUUCUUGCAUGAAUGAAAUCUCUUGGUUAUUUUUGUGUACUGCAAAAUCCUUAGGGUAGUUGUAUAACAUAUAUACCACAGUUGUUGUGUUUUGGUAUCCUAUUUAAUGAUCUUUUAAAUAAAGAGCUCUUUGGAACAGA
This is a messenger RNA of Strigops habroptila (Kakapo), 6615 nucleotides long. RefSeq names its product neurotensin (gene NTS). The transcript has 5 exons. Bases 278 to 790 code for a protein of 170 amino acids. Gene Ontology annotation, molecular function: neuropeptide hormone activity. The record is from RefSeq and is a predicted model, not a curated record. NCBI's taxonomy places the organism in Eukaryota, Metazoa, Chordata, Aves, Psittaciformes, Psittacidae. Gene Ontology annotation, cellular component: axon terminus; extracellular region.